Molecule: messenger RNA, 1464 nt
Organism: Fusarium oxysporum Fo47
Lineage: Eukaryota; Fungi; Ascomycota; Sordariomycetes; Hypocreales; Nectriaceae
Exons: 2
Coding region: 1-1464 (487 amino acids)
Biological process (GO): transmembrane transport; metal ion transport
Cellular component (GO): membrane
Molecular function (GO): metal ion transmembrane transporter activity
Source: RefSeq, a predicted model, not a curated record
AUGAUUACCCCAUCAUACCGAAACUUCGUCGAGUAUCGUGCUCGAGCGAACCCAUGCGUUUCUCGUCUUUCAAAUUACCUUCAACACGAAUGUGUUGGUGAAAGCAAAGUUACAUAUCUUGACUACACCAAUCAGUCCUUGGAACCAAGACGCAUUGAUGUACCCGAGGACGAGAUUUCUCAGCUUUUAAACAUGUCACCGUCGGUUUCGACGCGAUUUGUCUUUGUUGAGAAUAUUUCGCCCGGUCUCAUGAUACUCCUUGGAGAGAAGCUAGAUAUCGAUCCUUUGUUCUUUGCGGACUAUAUUCAUGCUGCUUUCGCGAAUCUAGAAAAAACAUCACCGCCUCCAUCACUCGCAACCCUCCCGUCAUCCAUAGCAACAAGAGAUCAUAUUCAUCUUCACUGCCAGAAGGUUAUUGCUCUCGAGGGAACGGACGAUGAGCUGAAGAAAGCUCCAUAUGAUUUGAAAACAAGGUCAAAUGUUCCGCGUCAUGUCCGACGGUUGGUCACUCUUCCUGGUAGACGGCUGGCCCUAGUGCAAACGUGCUGUUCUUUCAUCAUCAAGAGCAUUGGAGAUAUGAAUAUUUGCCUAUUCCUCGUGGAUCCUCCUGCCACGUCUGUUGUUCAUUCACUUGGUACAGAUCACACAUCAAUGUACCAAGCCAGUAUUUCGCAUGGUAGCUUUGAAGACUUCCGAGCACCAGAGCCCUAUUCCACUUUCAAGAGAUCUCCUUCUGGUGAUACCUGGAAUAAGGCAUCAAUGAUGGAAAGCAUCAUACACUACCUCCAGGCUUGUCCACCGCCGGGAUUAGACUUGACCUCUCCGAGCGUACUAAGCAUUGGUUACUACCCCAUCUAUAUUACUUUGUCCGAAUGGAACAUCUAUAACUUCCUGAUAAGUCGGUGUUCUAAGCACUACCAGUACUCGGAUCAGCUCAAAGCAGGCCGUUUGCACGAUGAAGUCCUGUUGGAUCUCCAGCUCUGGAAAAGGCGCAACAGGAACAGCCACCGGAAACUCAACAUCCUAAGGGACGUUAUCAGCUCUCAUAUACUACCAAGCGACGAUGCUGCAGUUUGGAAUACCGUCCUUAACGACGUUAACUAUCUUCGUGACCAGCUCCACGACUAUAGUCAAUCUCUUGAGCAGAUGGUUAUGGUAGCGACGUCACUCAUUCAGCUACUUGACUCCCGACGUUCGAUCUUAGAGGCUAUAAACACAAAGCGCCUGACUUUCUUGGCGCUUGUCUUCUUGCCCUUUGCCUGGGUCUUGAGCCUUUUCAGCAUGUCUGAUGGCUACUCACCUGGCCACGAUCUCUUCUGGGUCUAUUUUGCUACUGCUUUGCCGGUACUCGCUGUUGUACUCUUACUGUCAGCACUUCCCUAUGGCAAGAUUGCGAUAGCUACCAAGUCAUAUAAGGCACGAGUCAGAAACCAUGGAAUGAGAGUUCUAGGAGAACCAGUCUAA